AUGACACCAAAGCCUUCAGACAACGAUGCCCGACUGGCGGCCCCGGCAGAAGAUCAACCGAUUGAUGACAUCGACAAUGGAAAUGACAAAUAUCUCACAGGUGUCAGCCUGUGGCUCGCCUCUAUUUCACUAGUGAUACCGGUCUUUUUAUCUACUUUAGAUGCCACAAUUGUCGCAACUGCCGUUCCCGAAAUUGUCAGUGAAUUCCACUCCACCCUUGACAUAGGAUGGUACAGCACUGCAUAUUCGAUAGCGAACUGUGCGAUGCUUCCAAUGGCUGGAACUCUUAACACCGUUUUUAACAUAAAGAUCGUCUUUAUCGUCUUUCUUAUUCUCUUCGAGCUCGGCUCAGCUCUCUCUGGAGCUGCAACUUCUUCCAUUAUGUUGAUUAUUGGGCGCGCUAUUGCUGGUAUGGGUGCUGCGGGCCUUUACAAUGGCUCUAUGACUAUGUUGACAGGCGCUGUCAAUCCGAAAGCCCGAGCAGUGCAAAUUAGUGUCGGAACUGCCGUGGCUGCAUCUGGAACCGUAUUUGGGCCUGUUAUCGGCGGUGCACUAACAUCAGGAGCUUCGUGGCGAUGGUGUUUUUAUAUUAACCUUCCACCCGGUGUCAUCACAGUACUGGCUAUGCUUUUCAUACGCUUUCCCAUCCGGAAGGCCAAAGAUGCUACGCCAAAAACCAUUUUAGGGCUCGUACAAGCAAUCGACUUAGUCGGCUUUGUUUUAUUUGCUCCAACAUGUGUUAUGCUCCUACUUGCGCUCUCAUUAGGUGGGACAACAUACGCCUGGAAUUCAGCAACAAUCAUCGGUCUCUUCUGCGGCACCGUUGCUUGCUGUGGAGUAUUUCUUACCUGGGAACAUUUCGCCCAUGAGGACGCAAUGAUUCCAUUGUCAUUGCUCAAGCAAUCUGCCGUCGCAUUCAGCGCUCUCACAAUCAUGUUCCAAUUCAGCGGAGUCGUGUGCCUAACUUACUACCUGCCAAUAUGGUUCCAAACAGUCAAGGGCAUAACACCACUGCUAAGUGGUGUAUAUCAGUUGCCAACUAUUGUCUCACAAACGCUUUUUACAGUUAUAUCAGGAUCUAUGGUUGCUACGAAGGGUAGAUAUGCAACACCUGUUUGCCUCAUUGGAUGCGCUCUAACAACAAUUGGUGCUGGCUUAAUUACAACAUUCCAACCAGAUACAUCUACUGCAAAGUGGGUUGGAUAUCAAAUUCUCCUUGGAGCUGGUAGAGGCCUCUCUCUUCAAAUACCACUCAUUGUUACCCAGGGAAUCCUUCCUCCGCAUAUGAUCCCGAAGGGCACAAGCUUGAUUCUGUUAAGCCAGUUUUUCGGCUGUUCGGUCUUUAUUGCUUCUUCACAAACGAUAUUUAGCAACCAGCUUGUUCACUUGAUCACCGAGCGCGGUAUUCCUAAUCCGCUCGCAGUCGUUCAUUCAGGGGGUCUUCCUGCUACACUUAAGGCGAUGGGUCUAGCUCAUUAUCUGGCCGAAAUCGCACUUGCUUAUAACAAUGCAUUGGUUAGAACAUGGUACCUCUCAGUUGUCCUUGCCGGCUGUUCCUUUCUGGUUGCCUUUGGUAUGGGACAGAAGCCUCUUAACGCUGGAGCCAACGUGUCAAACGAAGAGGGGACUAAAGCUCUAGCCGAGAAGGAAGCAUCGACAAUAGACAAGCCUUCAAGUGUACCUGGGUCCCAGGGCACUGUAAUGGAAAAAUAG
This is a messenger RNA of Nannizzia gypsea CBS 118893, 1713 nucleotides long. RefSeq lists its product as hypothetical. Gene Ontology annotation, biological process: transmembrane transport. Bases 1 to 1713 code for a protein of 570 amino acids. Gene Ontology annotation, molecular function: transmembrane transporter activity. The transcript is spliced from 9 exons. NCBI's taxonomy places the organism in Eukaryota, Fungi, Ascomycota, Eurotiomycetes, Onygenales, Arthrodermataceae. The record is from RefSeq and is a predicted model, not a curated record.